AUGCUGUUGGCGUUGUCUUCUAGUAUUGCGGCGUUCCUAACAUGUCUUGCCUAUUACGCCUUCAAGAGCAAACUUUAUCUUCUUGGGAGCACUAAGGCCGGGAGCGCCAAUAAUGACGCGCAACUUGACUCAUUCUCAGCUACAAAGAAAGAGCCAAAUUCAACCUUAGAAUCCAAUGCGCCUCUCCAGUCAGAUAAGACACUAUAUUAUUUCCUUCAAAAUCUCGAACAGUUCCCCACUGCCCUAUAUGCUGGUCGAAAUCGGCUUAUAACUCUCCUCGACGAAACUGUUACCGCAGCACUCGAGGCAGCUCCCGACGAUAGCAGCAUCCUUUCAAUCCCUGAUUAUUCGCCAGCUGCCAUAUAUGAGUUCUUCAGAAAUUCCGAAUCACAAAUCACCGAAAGAUUCAAUUCUUACCUCCUACGAAGACGUCAAGGUGGCCCCAGAGAAAUCUUCCCCAACCUUGAGUAUGCAAAAUGGUGGCUUCGCACUGCUGCGCCAGUGAAAUACGUCGAUGGUGCUUGGUUAGGCGGCAUAAACAGAGCUUUCAAUAGCCUACCGAAUAACCGAUCCUCACAACGCAUUGGUUGGCAAAUUCUCAGCGAGGAGCUAGGCGAUGGAGAUUUGACUAAAAACCAUGUUUGGGUUUAUCAAGAACUCAUGCGGUCCAUCGAUGCGGACAUCGGUAGGGGGAACGAAAGGAAAUUUAUCGAUAAUUGCCAUAAUCCGAAUGGAGAGGAGAGGGUGUGGAAGGCCGCUGUUUCUCAAUUGUGUUUAUCACUAUGGCCGGAGGAGUUCUUGCCGGAGAUCCUAGGGUUUAAUAUGGCAUAUGAGAGUUUACCACUGCAUCUCUUGAUCACCAUCCAGGAGCUUCGGGAGUUGAGACUGGAUCCGUACUAUUUCAUCCUACAUGUCUCCAUCGAUAACGGCCACUCGGGCCAUGCAGCUAUGGGGAUCAAAGCCGUAACAGAGUAUAUCGAAUCGCUUCCGCCCAACGAGGUUGGAAUUGCAUGGAGGCGAGUCCAGGCCGGAGCCACCCUUGCGGAAGGGUUACCAACAACACCAGCAUCCCCGUCGAAACUCGAUUGUAGUGUAGAAAAGAUUUUCAGAGAAAAAUGCUUUACCGCUCGUCCAAUGCAUGCUGCUUGCCCUGCGAAAAUCGGAGGUAGAUCAGGGAAAUCGUUGAGUCAAUGGUUGGAAACCGAAGCGUAUCACACCCACUCACUCGCGUUUCUGCAUGCUCUGACAGAAUCGAGAUGGGUCGUUAGGGGCUCUCCAGAACAGAGCAAGCUAAUAAAAGAGUUGCAAUGGGGCGGACGGAUGUUUGGAGCAUUCACCACAGAUGAGGUUGGUGUGCUGAAAGAUUGGAUUGAAGAGCUUGUGAAUCCUAGACCGAAAUCUUCCGUGGGUGCCUAUUUGGAAUUUGUUGGCCGAAGCUUCUCAAACCCAAAUGCAUCAAGACCGAUUUUCCAAGACCAGAUCGAUAAACCGCCUCCUAUUAGCAUUCCAAACGUAACGGAAUUUUCAGAUCUCUUGUCACCCACGCCAAUCUCCGGUGCAACAACUCCUCAAAGCCUAUUCCCGAUCCUCCGCCUUUCAGCAGUUCCGUUCGAGCAUCUUCCUUCGUAUCCAGCAAAAUGCGCAACUGAGAAAGGUAUGACUGCCAUCAAGAUUCUUCGGGCUCUUUAUGGUUUCAAAGAUCAAAAUGAUCUCUGUGCAGGGAUGGAUGAAGUUCACCAUUCAAAUGAGAAUCGUGGCUUAUACGAAAUUUCCGAGCAUGCCAGCGUUUUCCGGAAGCAUGAAGGGCCAACCAUGGAGUAUUUGGGGUGGCUUCAAGAUGUUUCGAAAGCGCCUGACAAAAACUAUUCAUUUUUGCUCGGAGCUCAGCUCAGUUUCGUGGUUGAUCUUUUCUGGAACGAAGGUUUGCUGGAAGGAGGAUUGUUGGAUGAAAGUGACAUAAAUAUUUUGAGAGCGGUUGGAGAUCAAUGUAUAAAAGCUUCAAGGGAGAUUUAUGGCUUAUGUGAUUGGAACAAUCUGGUGAUGGGCUUUUUUAGAAACAGAUACGAGAUUGGUCGUUGUGUCGUGGACGCUGGUGGUGGGAAGGAUGCUGGCUCUUAA
Messenger RNA from Morchella importuna, 2118 nucleotides. RefSeq lists its product as uncharacterized. NCBI's taxonomy places the organism in Eukaryota, Fungi, Ascomycota, Pezizomycetes, Pezizales, Morchellaceae. The record is from RefSeq and is a predicted model, not a curated record. Bases 1 to 2118 code for a protein of 705 amino acids. The transcript has a single exon.